ACUUCCUAUAAACUUGGAAUAUUUGUUUGUCUGAAUUGCUCCGGGAUCCAUCGCAAUCUUCCCCAAAUCAGCAGGGUCAAAUCCAUCUGGCUUGACUUCUGGGAGAAUGAUCUUAUCGAGUUUAUGAAAGCUCAUGGGAAUCUUCGUGCCAAAGCUAAAUAUGAGGCAAAAGUCCCUCCCUACUACUACAUCCCUCAGUCCGAAGACUGCUUGGUUUUAAGAGAACAAUGGAUUAGAGCUAAAUAUGAGCGUGAGGAAUUUGUUGCCACCCAGGUCUUUCAUGAUCCUUGUUCUGCAGGCAGCCGUGAAGGAUUCCUCUGGAAGCGAGGCCGGGACAGCAGGCAGUUCCAGAAGAGGAGGUUUAUUCUGUCAGCAGAGGAAGGGAUCAUGAAGUACUACACGAAAGAAUGUAAAAGCCCAAAAGCCGUGAUCAGCAUUGAGACUCUGAAUGCGAUGUUCCAGACAGAGAAAAUGAAACAUGCUCACGGGCUGCAGAUCACCUACAACACAGAUGGGCAAAUAAGGAACCUUUUCGUCUAUCAUGAAAGUGGAAAGGAGAUUGUUGACUGGUUCAAUGCCAUUCGGGCAGCGCGUUACCAUUACCUGAGAACGACUUUUCCAGAUGUUCCUGAGGCCGAGCUCAUACCCAGGAUUACAAGAGAAUAUGUCAAAGAAGGAUAUAUGGAGAAAACAGGACCAAAGCAAAAGGAGGCCUUUAAGAUGCGCUGGUUCAGCCUGGACUCUCAAGAGAGGAUCCUGAUUUACCUUAAAAAUCCGCUGGAUGCAUUCGAACAGGGCCGUGUUUAUAUUGGAAGUACAGAUGAGGGAUAUGAAGUGCGAGAGGGCUUUCCCCAGGGAGUCCAGGUGAAGAAGAGGAAACCAGGGAUCACUGUGGUGACACCAACGAGGGAGUUUGUGUUUAUGUGUGAUAAUGACAAGGAUCAGAGGGAGUGGAUAGAUGCUUUGAAUGGAGUCCUUGCCCAGCCUUUGACCGGCUAAGAUGAACACAGAAUUCCAGUGAACUGCACUUUUGGGUUAAUUCCAGCACUGCUCCGUGGUCUCUUUCUGUUGGCAAGGAUGGUGCUCAAGGCCCUGCACAA
Tinamus guttatus (white-throated tinamou) is the source of this 1100-nucleotide messenger RNA. Lineage: Eukaryota; Metazoa; Chordata; Aves; Tinamiformes; Tinamidae. The record is from RefSeq and is a predicted model, not a curated record.